GAGCCCCGGGCGCGGGCGGCCGGAGGGACAGCGGGCGGGCGGCCGGACGCGCUGGGCAGAGGCGAGGCGAGCGCGUGGGCGGGCGGGCCCCGGGUCCGAGCCCCCCUCGCGCCUCCUUCCCCGCUCCGCGCCCCGGACUGAGCGCGCCCCCAGCCCGGCACUGCGCCCCGCGGCUUCUCUGCGCCCGCGGGCAGCCUGCGUGCCCGGGAGGGUCGUGCGCCCGGGGCGCGCUGCCUCUUGGGCCGAGCGUGGACUUCGCGCUGCCGGAGACCCCUUGCGACUUGUGCUCCGCGCCUCCUCUUGCCGGGACCGCUCCGGGGGGCGGCGCCAUGUGGGGGUGACAGCCAGCGCGCUCGGCGGCCGUGGGGGCCGAGGGACCCGGGCCCGGUGGACGUCAGCCCGCUGGCGGGGCGACGCAGGUGCCCGGGAUGGAAGCGGAAGGCUUGGGUUGGCUUUUGGUGCCGCUGCACCAGCUAGUUGCCUGGGGGGCCGCCGGGGCCAUCGUCUUCGGAGGGGUGGUGCCGUACGUCCCUCAGUACAGGGACAUCCGGAGGACUCAGAACGCUGAGGGCUUCUCCACCUACGUGUGUCUGGUGCUCCUGGUGGCCAAUAUUCUGAGGAUACUCUUUUGGUUUGGAAGGCGUUUUGAGUCUCCGCUCCUCUGGCAGAGCGUCGUCAUGAUCUCCACCAUGUUACUGAUGCUGAAGCUCUGCACCGAGGUCCGCGUGGCCAACGAACUGAAUGUGAGACGCCGAUUCUUUGCAGCUGCAGAUGGUAAGGAUGAAGAAAUCAGAGCCCCCCCCAGGCGGUCCUGUCUGGACUUUGACCCCCACCACUUCUGGCACUGGAGCAGCUUUGCGGACUAUGUGCAGUGUGUCCUGGCCUUCGCGGGCGUGGCGGGCUACAUCACCUACCUGUCCAUCAACUCGGCCUUGUUUGUGGAGACCCUGGGCUUCCUGGCUGUGCUGACCGAGGCCAUGCUCGGUGUGCCACAGCUCUACCGCAACCACCGCCACCAGUCCACGGAGGGCAUGAGCAUCAAGAUGGUGCUCAUGUGGAUGAGUGGUGACACCUUUAAGACGGCGUACUUCCUGCUCAACAGCGCGCCCCUGCAGUUCUCCGUGUGCGGCCUGCUGCAGGUGCUGGUGGACCUGGCCAUCCUGGGGCAGGCCUAUGCAUUCGCCCGCCACCCCCAGAAACCAGCCCCCCAUGCUGUGCACCCCCCCGGUGCCAAGGCCCUCUGAGGCAGCUGGGGAGCAGGAGGGUGUGGGCACCGGCCCAGCCACUGUCCUCCCUGCACAGGGCCCCUGGCCUUGGGGUCUCUGUCAGCCUCCGUGGGCUCAAGGAGGGCCAAGGACUGCGCCCACGUACCCAAGGAUGAGUGUGUUUUAUACCCAAGAGCCAGGCUUGGGCUGUGUUCAGGGCGAUGGGAAAGCACUGCGGCUGCUCUCAGAAAGGCCCGGCCAGAGCCUGGAACCUGCUCAACCCGGGGAAAACCAGAUGGGCCCCACAGCCGGGGCACCAGGAAGCAGCCCCCACGUCCCAGCCCUGCACAUCUCCUCUCCCACAGUGGCCCAGGCCUGGGCGAGCCUGGCAUGGGUGGGGCUGGGGAGCACCUUCGUCCCAGGACGGCCUGGGGAGUGGACGCCCUGGCAGUGAAGCGCGUAGGCUGGGGCUGGGUUUUGUAUGUGCCCAGGAUGCGUGGGAAGGAAGCCGUGUGCACACAUGGGCUGUUGUCUGUGUGGCCAGAGCUGUCUUCUCCAGGGCCGCCUUUACUGAGCAGUGCUGCCUCCGGGCCCUCAGGACUCAUGGGCUUCAGCCCUGCUUGGCGGCCGGGUCCAGAGGCUCCCCGUGGGUCCUCUGCCUUGUUACUUACCAGUGUUCCCCGCUAGGCAAGGGCCACGCCUGCAUCUGAAGCAGCCAGGCACUGGCCAGGGUGAGCUCGGGUGCUGGAGUCCCCGAGAGUGGUGGGGUGUGGGUGGCCCAUGUGCUCCCAGGCAGGUGCACCAGCCAUUCCCACAGAGGCCACACCUGGCAGGACAUUUCCUCUUCAUUCAGGGAAUUGCAAGCACCUGCAGCCUUUGAUGUCCCUCUUCCAGGACAGGGGGAUGGCUGCAGGCCAGGAUAGGGGACAUGAAGCAGGCAUCCCUAGUGGGCAGGGUGUCCCUGCUGCCGAGGCGCCCCGGACCUCACGCUCUGGGCUCUUGGGCAUGCAGUGGCCUCCCAGGUGCUGGGGUGGCCUGGUGUGGGCAUCCCUGUGCGCUCUCAGCCUGUCCACACGGUUCUGCACCUGCCUGUGGUGGGGCUGCUGGUCUGACACCAGCUCCGUAUUUGUCCCCACCUUUCCAUUUACACAGUAUCCCAGCUGGCCCAGCAGUCCCCAAGGCCGGGCCUUGUGGAUGCUUCUGUGUGGCCCCCAGGCAGCCUCUGCCCUUCUGCUGGGUGGAGAGGUGGAUAGUGGGUCUGCUCUGGAUGGAGAGUGUUCAAAGCCAUCUCCUCCUGAGCUUUCCUCAAAACUCCUGAGUGUCUGAAUGAGAUUCUGCUUAGUUCUUUGGCCUGUAAGGUACUUUGAAAAUGUUUUGAAGGGAGAUGUCUUAACAGCAGUUGCCUCCACAUUAAAACGUCACUGACUGCAGUGACUCGGGGUGCCAUGUUUGGGGACAAGCAGUUCUGUCAGUGUGGUAGCUUUAAAUCAAUAAACUGCUCGAGGAUCCA
Manis pentadactyla (Chinese pangolin) is the source of this 2715-nucleotide messenger RNA. RefSeq names its product solute carrier family 66 member 2 (gene SLC66A2). The transcript has 5 exons. NCBI's taxonomy places the organism in Eukaryota, Metazoa, Chordata, Mammalia, Pholidota, Manidae. Gene Ontology annotation, cellular component: trans-Golgi network; endosome. Gene Ontology annotation, biological process: retrograde transport, endosome to Golgi; phospholipid translocation. The record is from RefSeq and is a predicted model, not a curated record. The coding region runs from base 429 to 1244 and encodes 271 amino acids.